CUCUCUGUCUCCUCUCUGUCUCCUGCAGCUGCUGCUUGUGGGCCUCCUUCAUUGCUUGCAGCUGGCGUUGGAGCAGCAGCUCUGAUCUCAGGCCAUCCUCCAGGAAAGCCUGCAGGUCUAACAUGUUCCUCUGCUCCUGCAUCCUAGCAGCAGUGUGCCCUCCUGAACCUGACAUUAACCAAACAGCUAUGAAAAGGGGAAGACAUUUUGAUUGAUAUUCCAAAAACACCUCUUCCAGAAACACCUCUCACAGUGAGAAAAACCCAGCUAUUUUUAUUUUCCACAGAACUGACAAAUAUCAGGAAAAGUUAUCUGAACUCCAGCAGCACAUGAUGUGAGCUCACGCAAUGGUUGCCCUAGCAACCAAACUGCUUCUCCUAACAUUAGCAGAGGUAUUCUUAUGUAUAUGGUGUUAACAUAGUACAGUACAUGCUAAACUGCUGUUUUAGGGCAGCAAAAUAGUAUUGUUUCACAAUGCAUAACUACAAUCAAUUAUGAGAUGAAAAUAUAAUGGAAUGUUGAAAAAUAGACAUUAGAAAAUAACCUGAUGCUCGUGCACGAUAGAACUACAGCAGGUUUAUUCCAGCGCAACAUUCUUAUCCCUCUCUUCCUGCUUCACAGUAAAGACAAUCAUAUAUCGACAUCAUGUAUCGACACACACUGCUACAAUGUUAUAAACUUCGAAUCACUGGAUAAUGUUUAGCAAAACCAAGAUAUUUGACUCCACCCCCUGCAGCCCUCUAAUGUUUGAUUGGCUGAAGUAAAAGCUUGAGGUAUCAUGUUCACAAAUUUUAGGAACACAUUUUUUAUUCAAGAGGCGUGUUAACUGUAUCCCUUGUACAUUGUCCUCCUGAAUUCAGUUUUGAAUGAUUUUUUUAUAUUAAUAGCACCAAAGUGCAGACAACUUGUGAAGGAAACUAGUGCAGUUCGUUUUUCUGAUUGGUUAAACAGUACGGGAAGUACUUGCCUCUGUUACAUAUGUAUAAAUAUACAACAUGGCUGGAUUAUAGAAUGGCCACCGCUGCGAUUAGGACAUAUUCAAGGAGAGUUUGGUCCUGAUUAAAAACAUCCCAAAAAUACAGUUGAAGUUGUUUUAGGGUUAGACGAGUCCCUUCGUUACGUUGUUUUAAAGAUGCAUAGUCUCACUAAAGCAUCGCUGUCUUUAAAUGGAAUUGGGCGGCGGUGUGUUGCUGUGAACCGUUUUUUAGGAGCAAGAAUCAUUUGCAGGGGACUCGCGUGUGCAGCAGAACACGGGGAACAUGAAAAUGAGCUUUAUGAUGUCAUUAUAUCUGGAGGAGGAAUGGUUGGGACCGCUAUGGCUUGCUCUUUAGGUGAGUCGAGGUGAUCUCCUGAAACUGCCAAGAGAGACAGGCCAAUAUGCCCCUAUAGUUGCCCCCUCUAAAUGUAUUUCUACAGCCACAAAAUCAUAAACCCCGCCUAUUUCUACAAUUUAUCUUCAUACAUUAAAAUGUUAAACCUAACCUUAACCACACUGCUAACCUUAAUGCCGAACCCUAACCUUAAAUUAAGCAAAUUUUUGUAGCCAAUUUUUACUUUGUCGCUGUGUAAUCAGAUUUUGUGGUCGUGUAAUCUGAUUUUGUGGCUGUGUAAUCUGAUUUUGUGGCUGUGUAAUCUGAUUUUGUGGCUGUGUAAUCUGAUUUUGUGGCUGUGUAAUCUGAUUUUGUGUCUAUAGAAGCUAGUGGAAACCCCUCUAAAGGAGGAGCCAUCAUUCUGCUGCUGAAUGCAAUUGUGGCUUUGCUGCUGAUUUACAGCAUACAGUAUUUGUCUUAGUUCUAUGUUGCUUAAGUAAGGUAUAAUUAAAAGAAACAUGUAGAGGAACUUUAAUUUCUUGUCCUCCUUAAAACCACAAGUGAUGCCAAAAUGCAGGCUAUAACAAUGCUGCACCACCACAAAAUUGAAAUCAGUUAUAAAUAGGCUAUUUCACUGCUCGGAACAUCAUAUCAUUAGAUAGUCUGUCUGUUUAUCAUUUUGGAUGCAGCAUCAAUCAAUUUCAUAGAUCUUCAUUAUUCUUGACAGCCAUGGAUCCAAACUUGGAGGAGAAGAAGAUCCUGCUGCUUGAGGCAGGCAACAAAAAAGUGAGGGACAAGGUCCCAGAUGCCUAUAGUACCAGAGUCAGCUCCAUCAGCCCGGGCUCUGCCACCCUCCUCAGUGGUACACAACCAUAUUACCAAACACUAUUAUCAUGUUCCCUGAGAAAGUAAUCUCUCUAAUGGCAUUAGCAUCUCUGUUUUCCAUUGGCAUCUAAUAGCAUCAGAUAAAUUGAGGAAACCUCUCUGCCAGCAGAUACAUACGGCUACAAUAGUUUGAGGUUCAUAAAGAACAGUAGGAGUGAAGAGUUGUUUAUAGUCAGUUUGGUAGUUAAUAUUAUUGUCAGGGUUGGUUUAUCCAGUUAAAAUGGACAGUAUAUCUUAUCCAAUGACAACAGAGCUCUUGUUUAGGUGGCCAGCUUCCUGUCUGAUUAAGCCUAUUUGUGGUGUGGCUUAGUAUAAAAGGUUGUCAGGAAGUAGGUUAGGGAUCAGUCCCAUUCUGUCUAGUCGCACAUGCUUAGCAGGGAUCAUAUCUGGCCUCUAGUCUACAUCAGUCAUUGAUGGCAUCCUCUAAACUGUUAUUCAUGUCUCCUUGGGUUUUACUUGACACACUGAUGCAUGUCAAUAAGGAAGUGAAGGUAGUGAUUCGGAUACCCAUCGCUAUGUCAUGGCCAGUUAAAUUGACUUCGAUGUAAAUUGACUUCACCCACUUCACUUCAUAUCUCAUUUGAUCAAAUUCCUCUAACAAGUCAUUAUGGGGCUUGUAUUACAUUUACAUUUACAUCAUUUAGCAGACGCUCUUAUCCAGAGCGACUUACAAAUUGGUGCAUUCAACUUAUGAUAACUUCUUCAAACAAACAUAACAUUCCUACAUUUUAUAGAUGAGCAUCUUGUAAUAUAUUAAAAUAGUGAGCAUGGGAUCACAUUAUGAACAUGAGAUGUAAGCCCUAUCAGAAGAUGCAGGUCAGUUCUUGGAAACUCCCCUCUACCACAAGCCCUAAAGGUAUUUUUUCCAUUUUAAAACCCUUUUAUGUAAAUCGUUUGAGUUUUACCACUAUAUACUUACUUUCAUUCUCCAUGCAUCAGUAACUUGUUUGGCAAUACAAUUUCAGGAAAAUGUAAUCUCCGCUGCCAUUUAACCUCCACUCAAUCAUGUACUUUGCUGAACGUGCUGUACAAUGCCAUUUUCCUCAGGCAUGUAGUUGCAAACCCAAUAGCGGUUUAAAACACGCAUUUCGUUCAUUCCUCUGUCUAAUUUAUACAUCCUCAGAGGCCAUGCAAAUGCCAGGGUGCCGCAAACCCCAAAAGACAGGAGGUAAAUAAAAAACUUUUAAAACCAAAACUCACUGGCUUGGUGAAAGGUUUGGUUUUUCUUCUGGCCACAGUGGCAGAGUGUUUAUUUAUUAGGAUCACAUUUAAUAGGAAUAAUAAAUCUAUUUGGCAUCUUUGACUAGGCACUCAUUGUCAGUGUCUACUAAUUAUAAAGAUUCAUGUGACAAACAGGAGGCAGAAGAUGAAAGAUGACGGGAUGUGUGGAUGUCAGCAGCAAAGUGACCCUGUUUUACAGCUGUGGGUGCACGCUGAGUCCCUUCUGUAAGAUGUGGUCAGUUUGUAUCAAAGACCAAACCAUAGGGUUUCACUCAUGGCCAAGGAUGUCAUCAUAAAAUACCAUAUGGUGAUUAUAGUGAUAUACCUUUCCCAUAAUACCUAAACUGCUCUGCUCCUUUUUCUGCUUGUUUGUUUGCUGAUGCAUAUUACAAGGAUAGAGGAGCAGUGCGUUGAGGUUAACCUAAAAAAAGAUCUUCACUAUCCCAAAAAGUUAACUACUGCCUUAAAAAGGAAAAAUAACCUGAAAUAGGGUUUUGAGCAAGGAAAGGUUUCUCUAUGAGUCAUUAGUAAACCAUUUCCAAUGGUCUCUCCCUUGUCUGAGUGUUAGGAUGGAAAGAUAAACAGCUUUUAAAGAUCCCGUUUGGGGAUUUCUCCUAGCAAAGAGGACAAUAAGUACAUAGCAACAAAUUCCUUAUCAACAGAAGUAUUAUUUUUCACCAACUUAAAAACUACUUGCAAUUUGCGGUUUGGUUUCAUUAAAUCUUUCGAGCAGCCAACCACUUGUCACAAGUUGCAAACCCACCACCAUUAGUGGUUUUCUGUAGAGUAAAACCCACUACUUUAUGUUGGAAAAAAAGUAGCUGUAUGUUACUUCUGAAAGAUAAGGUCUGUCACCUUGGUAGCAAGCCAUCAGAGUCCUACAUAAGUGUAAUCACUUUGCUGCGUUGCAUGAACCGUUUCAAACAUGACAUGUGCCACAAUAUUGUUUUGUUCUGACUCAACUUUUUUGGGAUACAUGAACAAAUAUUUACUUGCUCAGUAAGGUUAACAAAUGUGUUACUGUAGCCUACUUAUUUGUUGGGCCAAAAAUAUUGCCAUAAAUCAACAUCACUAAUGACCUUUCAUCGUGCUUCAGUAAACUUCCAUAGAACCAAGUCAACCAGCGAACCAGAAGGAUGUUGGUGACCUUCCUAGAACUUAGUUUGGUACUUGAAGUAGUGGCUGCCAAGUUCUGGCUGCAGAUGAACAACUUUGAUGUGUUCAGUUCAAUGAGGCUGUGCUUCUUUGGCCAGCUAAAUAUAGGGAAAGGGGGUGCAUUUAAAGAUAGAGUUGUAGACCACAGGGAUAAUUGGUCUCUCAUUUAGGUUUGGGAUGCCUGCUCAGAUGGCCUGAUUACAUUUGAUAAGGAGAACCUGCAGGACGAGAUGGCAUACAUUGUGGAGAACGACAUCAUAGUGGCAGCCCUGACGAAACAGCUGGAGAAUCUCUCUGGUAAGAAAAGCAGCUUCACGUACAGUCCAGUUGCAUUGAUGAUUUUCUCAUGAAACCCUCCCUAUGCACCAGUAGUGAUGCGACUCUCUCCCCAUAAGACCUCUUGAUUCCAUUGAUAUCCUGUUAAUGGGCACUGGGUCUGGCAGCUAAUGUAAUGUCACCACAUUUGUUCCAUCCUGUCCCUGUUUUUUGUUUAUUUGUACAUUCUCCAGUCUGUUUUUAAAGACCAGUGCAGCUCUUGGACGCAUCCAGGUUUUUCCUGCUAUUUCAAUCAAGUGCCAUAUUUCCUGUGUGCCAGUUAAAGCACUCCAUAGACCCGGUGCCAUGGGAAGACACGUGCAUUGGUCCAGUGACCUAUUUAACAUUGACAUGUGCUUCCACACCAUGAGGAUGCUAAAGUGCUGGCGGUGUAUUCUGCUAUAUUGUUGCUGAAAUUAGACAGGCCUUUUUGAGGUUCAUAAAUGAAACUUUAGCACUGCCGUGUGUCCGACUGUAAACAACAUAUUUAUAAAUGUUGCACUAAACAGAUUUUCCUUAAGUGCAUCACAUUGGUCCUCUACUUAAUUUUUUAUUCCUUUGUCCAUGAUGUUUCUCUGCUUCUGAGGAAGUACAUGAAAAACAUGCACUGAGCCAGCUGGUUUUGUAGUAACUCUGCUCUCCAAUCACUGCAAGCCAAUAUUUGUCACUUGUGUUCAGGACUAGUAGUCAAUCUGCGGAUGGGAACCUCUCCAAGUGGGCAAAGCCAAGCGUAAUUCCGGAUCCUUUCAUGUUCGGGAUGACCGGCUACUGAUAUUCCAAGAAAGUGGGAGUUUUUAGUGCAACCCCAGCAUGCUGGCAGCAAGUGGAAAGUGUGGCAUGGUCUGCUUGUAGAUAAACACUAUUAGUCAAUGCUAUGCGGCAAGCCAAGACCAUUUAGAAGAUUGUCAAUGUGAGCUUCGGCAACUGGUCCCUGCCAGAGAGGGAAACCAGUGGUGUUUUACGAGGUGGUUUGUAGAACCUCCACCGCCUUAGUCACUUACAGCCAAACCGUACUCUCUUUUUUUCCUUUUUGGAGGAAACAAGUAGAAAAGCCUUAAUUAGUGUGACCAAUUGUGACCAAUUCUGGUCCCUUUCUUGUUUAGUGAAAAUAGGGUUACGCAUUUAAUAAUAAUAAUAAUAAUAAUACGCCAUUUAGCAGACGCUUUUAUCCAAAGCGACUUACAGUCAUGCGUGCUACAUUUUUGUGUAUGGGUGGUCCCGGGGAUCGAACCCACUACCUUGGCGUUACAAGCGCCGUGCUCUACCAGCUGAGCUACAGAGGGCCACAUUUGACUGAAAACAAUUCUCUGUGGCGAACCCAGGCUCUGCUUUUGACCAGCUUUUUCUCUGUGUUUUGUCCCUCAGAUCAGGUGAGGGUCCAGUACAAAACCAAGGUGGUGACGUACACCUGGCCCAAGUCCCACCAGGUAGCUGAAUCCAUCCCCUGGGUUCAGGUCACCCUGGCCAAUGGACAGACGCUUCAAACCAAACUACUGGUCAGUCCAACAGCUGAGUAGUAACUCUUUUAUUUUCUGAAUGUUGUGAAUGUUAUUGUUUUUUAGCCUUUGACCAUGAUGUUCUAGGCUGUAACCGCUGUGAUUGGCUGUUUUUCAGAUUGGAGCAGACGGGCCAAAUUCGAUGGUGAGGCAGGAGGCAGGGAUACCCACGGUCAAGUGGAAUUACGACCAAUCAGCUGUUGUGGCUGUUCUGCAUCUGUCUGAAGUGAGAUGCAAAUCUUACAACCUGUCCAUUUUACCACCACACCCUUUAUUACCAUAUAAUAACACCUAGAGGUGAUACUCAUUAUUUUCAUGUUUUACAGUAUAUAUCCUUCUUAUACAGCCAACAGAGAACAAUGUUGCAUGGCAGAGGUUCCUUCCAACAGGACCAAUAGCAAUGUUACAGGUAAGUUUGUAUGUUCAAAGUGCAAAUGAGCUUGUUGCUGUUCCUUCGUUUUAUCUGACAUCCCCCUUCUCUCCUUUUGCUGUAGUUGUCGGACACAGAGAGCUCUCUGGUGUGGUCGACCAGCCACCGCCAUGCCGAGGAGCCACAGCAGCUGGAUGAGGAGAGCUUUGUGGAUGCCAUCAACUCUGCCUUCGUGAGUCAGGCUUGACCCCACCAAAUCAGCUAAUGACAAUGAGGAGCAAAUGCCAAAAUACAGCAGAGAAAGAAAUGCAUUUCUGAAACAUCCAUAUGUGAUAUGAAUAGUACAUUUAUGAAUGGAAAUGCUCUUGUUAAAAUACCAACAUAAUCACACUGUAAGUGCACCAAUGAACCAGUUAGCCAAUACCAAUGGGUGCACUUGUAACUGUACUCUGUCUACUCUAAAUCAUACAUGUAGACAAUGCUAACGUUUUGCCGGCCUAAAGUCGCUUUCCCAAGCCGGCUAUUUUUACUGGUCCUGCCAAUGGGGUCACCACGGUUCAGUCAUGCUUGCUUUCAGGCCUGGUUUGCUAAUUAAACCUGUGGUCUGCCAGUAUUGGUCAUUACUGCAUGGAAUGUUUUUCAAACUAAGCUAAUUCAACAGCACGGCCUGACCAGCCUCUUCUUUUAAUUAGCAAGGCUCCUGUAAUGCCGCCAAACCAUUUUGUUAGAAAGGAAAGUAUACUCGCUCUGCAUUUCUGCUCUAGUUUGCAUCUUUGUUAACUUCUUCUCUCUAAUUGUCUACCACAUCCCUCUCUAUCUCUUCUGUACCGCCCCCUUCUCUGUCUGUCUAUUCCUCUACCCUCUGUUUCUGCCUCUCUGUCUUUCUCUGUCUCUUCCUGUCUCCCUCUUGUCUCUUCCUGUCUCCCUCUUGUCUCUUUCCUGUCUCCCUCUUGGUCUACUUCCUGUUCUCCUCUUGUCUUCUUCCUGUCUUUCUCUGUCUCUUCCUGUCUCCCUCUGUCUCUUCCUGUCUCCCUCUUGUCUCUUCCUGUCUCCCUCUGGCUCUUCCUGUCUCCCUCUGUGUCACACCAUGGCUCUCGGGACUCUAUAUGUUGGCCCGGGGUGUUCAUUCUAUGUGGUUCUGUUUCUUUGUUUGGGUGUUCUAGGUUGUCUUUUCUAGUUGCCUGUGUGACUCCCAAUCAGAGGGCCAACGCGUUGUCAGCUGUCGGCUGGUUGGUCUCUGCUUGGGCGCCAUAUUUAAUCGCUAUGUUUUCCCUUGCGGUGUUGUGGGUUUUUGUUCCGUGUCAGUAUUUUGUCACCGUGGACUUCACGAGUCGUGUUUUGUUUUGUAUACUUUAACUUAAUUCAAGUCAUGUUUGGUUCACACGCUGCGCCUGGUCUACUCACUCAUACGGACGAUCGCUGACACCUUCGUGGCUUUUCCUGUCUCCCCUGGCUCUUCCUGUCUCCUUGUCUCUUCCUGUAUCCCUCUGUCUCUCUCCUGUCUCCCGUCUGUCUCUUCCUGUCUUUCCUUCUGUCUCUUCCUGUCUCCCUCUGUCUCUUCCUGUCUCCCUCUGUCUCUUCCUGUCUCCCUCUGUCUCUUCCUGUCUCCCUCUGUCUCUUCCUGUCUCCCUCUGUCUCUUCCUGUCUCCCUCUGUCUCUUCCUGUCUCCCCUUGUCUCUUCCUGUCUCCCUCUGUCUCUUCCUGUCUCCCUCUGUCUCUUCCUGGCUUCCUCUGUCUCCCUCUCUAUCUGUGUUGUUUCUGUCUGCCAGUGGAGUAAUGAGAACCACAGUGAGCUGGUGGAGACUGCUGGCUCUCUGUUCCGCACUGACCUGUCAGUUCUCAUGCCGUCUGCAGGCUCGGCCCGCCAGCUACCCCCCAGCGUGGCCCGGAUCGGCCCAAAAAGCCGGGUCAUGUUUCCCCUGGGCAUGGGCCACGCAUCAGAGUACAUCAGGCACCGGGUGGCCCUCAUCGGGUAAGUCACCACUCAUCCCUGUGGGACACUGAGUUAUUGAACUUCACAUCAGUUUGCCUUGGAAAACCAUGAUUUAUAUUUGACUUGGCAUCUUGUAAAUAGAAGGAUUAUAUGCCCUGAUUCUGUAAACGUAUAAAAGGGUAAUAUAAAAAUCAUUAUCGACUGCAUCUUAAAAAAUGGUUGGUUAAUUCCUCCACUCAAUUAUUGGUAUUCAUGUCUAUUUCAAGGGAAUGUUUGCUUUGGUCCUACCCUGUAGAUGUAGUGACUAGGUGUACAUGGUGGGGGUCUUUAUUUAUCUUUGCAGGGAUGCAGCACACCGCGUCCACCCUCUAGCUGGCCAAGGAGCCAACCUGGGCUUUGGGGAUGUGGCCUGCCUCACUCAGGUCCUGAGCCAGGCGGCCUUUAACAGGAAGGAUCUGGGUUAGUGACUACACUAAACGGACACAAAACACAGCAGCCAUAGCCAGUGGUUUCUCAUAAGCUCUUUUCCAUAACCCAGGCUAGGACGCUUGCUGUUGAUCUUGAUUAUAAAAAGAACAGGCUUUCCUCCAAAGUUUAUUUGAUGUUUUUUCUGCCCAUUCUGCCAAGGACUGUAUGUACAUUGCGUUUUCAUAGAAAUGGAAAUGCUGUUAUGUGAAUCUUUUACAUUUUAUUUUGUUUUGAAGUCAGAAUAGCUCUAAUGUAUUGACUUAAUGCAACAAAAAUAAAAUGUUUACAGGUCCAGAAUAUUAAACUCUUUCCUCCAUGAUGUGUAACCGCUGGUGUUUUGCUCUACUCUGUGUUGUGUUGUACAGGGGCCAUGCAGCACCUGUUGGAAUAUGAGACGGAGCGCCAGCGACACAACCUGCCCAUGAUGGCCGCCAUCGACCUGAUGAAACGACUCUACUCAACUAACGCUGCCCCUGUGGUUCUCUUACGCACCUUCGGCUCUCUUUUUAAUCCCACCUGUCCCACGUCAUGCCACUUACCAAAGUGA
Messenger RNA from Coregonus sp. 'balchen', 9700 nucleotides. Lineage: Eukaryota; Metazoa; Chordata; Actinopteri; Salmoniformes; Salmonidae. The record is from the annotation of a GenBank genome assembly.